CCUGAGUUUACAGGCACAGGCGGACUUUAAGAGUUGUGUUACAAGGUGUGGUUGUGACUCAUUUGAAACUUUCCUCAUUCAUUCUCGAGUUCCGAUCUCCAGACUGCUUCAUCUCGUGAAUUAUUGCCGUUUAAAAUCGUCUUCUAUUAAUAAAUGUGAGUGCAUAUUUGUACUUUCUUAAUCGUCGGCUUACAUUUUAUCUCUUGUUUUUAUGAUCACCGCUGAACUCAGAUUUCUACGCACCUUCCUUCAACAGCAUACCUACUGACUGGAGGAAAACCCACUAACAAUUGGUCGAUACAUUGUUUUAACACCUCAGUAUUCAAUGGAUCCAGAUCAGUUUAAAUUCAACUUUCCACUCGAACAAGUUGUAAAAGAAUGGAAAACACUGGAUGAAGAAGAAAGCUUAUCUGUAGAAGAUCAAGAAGACGAUAAUGAUGAACUAAACACUGUUAGUCAAGAGUCUUUUUUUGCUGCCCAUUAUAAAGAGGGGAUGGAUUAUUUUACAAUAACGAAUCCAGAAAAAAUAAAGCGGGAUUGGAUUGAAGCCAGGAAAUCAAUUAUUCCUCAUAUUCAAAACGUUGUGAAGCAUUUAGUUCGAGAGAAAUUUCAGCAAUGAAUGUAAAUAUACUGAAAAUAUGUUUAUUAAUCUUCUCUUUAUCAGCGAUACGUAUGAGAAUUCAAAUUUAGAAACUGAUUUCUCAAACAUGAUGCAAAACUGUAGGUGUCUAUCUAGUACACAUACAGACAUGAUUAGCCUACAGCCUCUAAACAAUGUAACGGUUCAAUUUGUCGUGCAUCACAUCAAAGUGGAAGGCAUUGCAAUGAAACUAAUGUGGUUGCAAGUUGUAAAAAUUCACAUGACAAAAUAAGAUAAAGCCAACAACGAAACGUAACGUAAAGAUUAAAAUGAAGAUAAGUUUUGCGUACAAAAGCACCACUGUAAUCUAUGUAGCGAAAAAAAUCGAAAUUCAUUCAGCAACCUUGGGCACAACCGUGCAGUAGGUAGUGAGCCACAUGUAGUGUGUAUGAGCUACAGCUCCAUCGAUAAACCACACCCAUUUUGCUGUUUGUGCUUUUUAUAAGCAUUUACUAAGAUCUCAAGCGGUCCUGAUUUCAGUCUAGUCCAGUUAUAAGUUCAGUGAAGUUUAAUUGUAGUUUUUCGCUGAAGACUGUAUUUACGACUGUUGAACACUUCUCUUUUCACCUUUUUCUUCCGAAAAAUAAGCUAACCUGUUGAGAUACUUAUAAUUAGUGAGUAUUCAGCUGCAUCUAUGUCCAAGACACCACAAAUGAUAAGUACUACUUUUAUAAGUUGGACAUAUGACAUCAGCACUGUCCAGUAGCAAUUAUAUGUUGAAACCACGUUGCAAACUCUUCACAUAUCGUUCAAUCAUAUCUAGCAACGCAUACCUUGUGGUUGGGUAAAAUAGAGAGACUGGUCAUCGGUUAAUAUAACCCCAUUCGUCAGACAUAAUUGAAUUAAAAUUGAAUACUAGGGUGAUUUGAUACAAUUGCUCCAUUUCAAAAACUUGAAUAAAGUAAGAGUAACAAAAGUAGCAGAAUUAGCAGACAUGUACCUCUUAGAUUCUCAUCAGCUGCUUUACAAUCUACAAUGUAUGUUUAUGAUGGGAAGAAAGUACACUACAUACUUUCGUGAAUCAACAAGAAUGUUGAUUUAGAUGGAAAAUAAAAAAGAUGUGGACCCACAGAAAUCAGUGGGGUUGUUAAAACUACUCAAAUCUAACUAUUUAAACAAUGGCGGAAUGAACACUAAAGAAGAUAGCUAAAGUUGGGAAAAAUUACGUCAUGAUUAAGUGAGCGUAUUAAAAAGGUUGACAGAUCUCUAUUGUAAUGAGUAAGAAGAUGAACACCACAAAGGAGGGAUGAGAUUAGGUUUUGAAAUUAAUCGAAAAAGAAAAGGCAAGGUCGUGAAAUUUUAUUGUCAUAGAUUUAGGUAAUAAAAUUAGCCAAGUAGAGCGAUACUGACAACUUUAUAUUUUUGAAUAUACAGAUUAAAUCUGAGUCCUUUAAUUGCAACUGCUUUAGUGAAACGCAAACGGUUAGGUUUCACUUUGAAACGUCAACACUAUAUCCCAUACCAAGUAAAUCCUGAACGAUUACGCUAUUCAAACCCUGUGGAGCAUUAAGACUCAAACUGCUCCAAAAUGUUUAGAAAUACAAACAAGAACCUUUCUCUAUGUUCUUUGUCACGUACAUUUGGAGGCAACAAGAGUCCACUUUAAAUUGUUUCUUUGAUCAGUUAGUCUGCAGCACAGUCUUAGUGACCGGAUAGAUCUUUCUCUGUUUUGAGUUUAGUCUGUGCUUUAUGCGUGGAAAUUUCAUAUAGAUGGAAAUAUCGCUAGGGAAACUCAUCGGAAAGACGCAUGAAGUGGCCUAGACACCUAAACGGUUUUUGGCCAGGUAGUCACAAAAAAUCUCUGGCAAGAACACACUGUACGCCUAAACUGUUCUCCGAGUGGAAAAUCCAAGACGAGGUGGCUGUUGUUGAACACUGCCUUUGCGAAAAUGGCCCCUAACAAAGGUUCAACGGUAAGCACAGUAAGACAGGGACGAAAUAACUUAUCCCUUUAGUAUUUAUACUUCCCAAUGUAUGCAAAAGGAAACGGAAAGAAUUAAGUGCAUUACAGUGCGGAAAUCCUGCUUUCUGGACUUGUGCAAGCCCUUCUCCCCUCAUACAGUUUUGAAGACUGGGGAACUCAUUUUCUCAAAUGGGACCCAUUUUCGCAGUCAUCAGUGUCUAGGCCUACUGAGAUAAAUCAGUGCUGGACUGUUUAAAAUGAACAGUAUUAGAUGUAGCAAAGUGAGCAGACAAUUUUGGGUCUAUGAUGUUGCCUGUCCAACAUUUCAGGUUUUAGCAAUCACUUCCAAGAUGUGCAAGGUUGUCAGUAUUUUGUCAUUUUAAAAACUCGAGCACAAUCAAUGAAAAUGCUCAAAAGUUCCCUGAAAUCAUUAAGAUCCCUAUAGGUUUUAAAGUUUGCAUCUUGCCGAACUUCCAGAAGCGUACAUUAUGGCGGGUGUCACUCCCCGUUAUGUAUUUUAGCAUCAGCAAGCAUGAAUACUUGUGUUAUCCCAGUUUGAGCUUUGUGAUCAGUGCACACCUUAGAACUACUGUAGCUUUGGAUAGAAAAAUACAGAGGUUACGAUAGCAGUACGGUUACUAAGUGUCUGUGAGCAGUGAUAUUAGAAAACCAACCAGUUGUAUCUGACAAGGUGAUCAUGAUAAUCAAGAUUUCUGCUGGUACUCUGGAAAUAUUUUAUGUUAUCUGAAGUUGAAAUAUAUCUGUGAUCAGAAGUCUGUGGAGACUGCAUACAAUUGUGUAUAAACCACUUCAACUAUAAGCAAUAUUUCCUUUUUAUCGUUUCUUUAACACAUUCUUCCUAAUACUUGUAAAAACGAAUGUUGUUUAUAUAUACACUUUUUUGGUUGUAGCUGUAAUUGCAUCUUUUGCUGCUGCUAAUCGUGGAAAUAUAAUGUGCUUCUAACCAUUCCGACUUCUGCCUCCGUGACUAUUGCCUGCCGUGCAUAAUAACUGAUUGUCUUGGGAAUUUACAGGACUUCUCAUCCUACUUCCAAAUAUUACGACAAGCAAGCCUACCAGCGACCACUGAGGAGAGCCAACAAAUAUCGCCUUCUGAUCUCUGGAGUAUCCCAAAAUUGUGGUGGACAAUACCGAAGAGAUAACCUCCAAGUAACCAGUGAUUAUCUAUAACAUUGACAAUACUGUUUAUGCUAUAACGUAUAACUUUCCAUACAUGUGUAUCAUAAAAUCCAUUUUUCUUGUAAAUUGUA
This is a messenger RNA of Heterobilharzia americana, 3814 nucleotides long. The record is from the annotation of a GenBank genome assembly. Lineage: Eukaryota; Metazoa; Platyhelminthes; Trematoda; Strigeidida; Schistosomatidae.